UUACUGUUUUUUUUUAUUAAAUAUUCUUAUUACCUAAUUUUUCUGUUUCAUGCCUCAUAUUUUGAAUCCAUACCAAAAUUAUCAUGCCUCAAAUUAGUUGUUAUUAUUAAUCAGAAGAUAGAAUAGAUCGAACUCGUACUUUUAGGGUUCCUGGAGUGAUCUUUUAAUCACUCAUCGGAGAUCUAGUUUCUUAGAGAACCCAAUCAGCAUAAUAAGAAUUAGUAGUUAUUAUUAAUCAGCAUCUCAUUAGGAUUUCUAUCAAUCAAUCACUGGAUUCCUCUUUUGCAAAGAAUUGGUGUUUUCGAGUAAUAAUUCAAAUAUGAAUAGCACUAAUAAUCGCAAUGCUUCCGCCGCCGCUAGUGCAAGAGAGCUGGGUUUAUCAGCAGCAUAUCCGCUGAAUAUAGUUAAAGAUGAACCUACGUCUGUCUCUCAGGUAAAUCAGAAAAUUUACCCUUCUGGUACUGCUAGUUUUGCUGGUGAUUCUAAUACUGACAUUGCUGCUGUUGGGUUACCAUCACCACAUCAGUUUUCAUCAGCUGGGGUAUCAGUUGAAAAGCCCCAUAAGACUUCUUCUGGAACACCAGCUUCUACAGUUUCUGAUCCUUCAAUGAAGGACUAUUCACACAAGAUGAAUAAUUUUGCACCCAAACCAGGUCAAAGUUCCCAUCAGCAAGCCUCCUUCAGGAGGGGAAUACGACCCCAACUUCCUGGAGAUUGGCACGAGUCUUGCCAUCAAAAUCAUAUGGGCAGGCGAGAACAUGAUCACCUUGACUGCAAUCCUCAUACCACCUUUAGUGGUAGAGAUGCUCAGCAUCAUCAUCAUAUGCAUCCGACAAUGAUCAACCCAAGAAACUGCAUUAGUCUUACUCCAAGGGGUGUAUCCUUCAUUCCAGCUGCUCCACUCCCUAUGUUUUCUGCUGGCGCAGGCGAUAAUUUAUACUCCAUAGUAGCAAAACUGAUAGAAUGCUACUUCAGCCAAGAAAGUCUAACGAGAAAUUGUAUCUUGCUGCAACACAUGAAUGAAGAAGGCUGGGUUCCUAUUUCUUUAAUAGCAGGCUUCCACCAAGUUAAGCAAUUAGUGAAAGGAGUUCCCAGCAUUCAAUUUAUUUUGCAAGCAGUGAGAGGAUCAGAAAUCGUAGAGACCAAGCAUGAUAUGAUAAGGAAGCGCAAUGACUGGAAUCAAUGGAUCUCGUCUCCAACAAACCCAGAGAUGAAAACCCAUUUGCAAAGUUCCAACCGGGAGGGGAGAAGUGAAGGUGAUAAAAUAAAGGAUCGUUUACAAGAGCUUGCUGCACGGGACAAAUUUGAGGAUAUACACAUGGGUUUCUCAAAGUUUACUUCUGAACUGCCAAUGAUUAUGGAUGAGGAUGAUAAAAAGAUGGUAGUUGAGGCUAUGGAGGCAUUACGUAGAAUUCUGCAAGAGAAAUGCAAUGUUGCCAAAGAUAACUAUGGUAAUGCUGCCAAAACUUAUUCUGAGGCGAUAACUCAACUUACUGACAGGCAUCCUGACUUUCUUGAUGAUCCAUCAUUCCAAGAGCUAUUAUCUGAUGAUUACAAAAAUCGCUGUGAACUGCUUGACGCAAAAAUAGCUGGAAUCAAGCUCAAGAUGCAGGCUGAUGAACUUGAUGAAGUGCAUCUUAAGAUCUUGCGAAAUAACCUGCUUGAGGACCAGUGUGAACCACUACUUAAUGAUCUGCUAAACUGGUUGCACAUCAUUCAAUCUGUGGAUUCUUACAUCAGAAUUGUAGCUGAAAAAGACAUCGCAUGACACUGAAAAGUCUUGCUAUUUAGCCUUUCUUUGGAUGGCAUUAUCGUUGCUACGACUGGGUAUCACAAGCUAGCUGCAUUAAUUGGUGAUAAGUUUGAUCUUUAUGUUGGAAGUACGCCCCCCCCCCCCCCUUUUUUUAAAUGGUGUUUAUAAAACCAUUCCAGAUAAUGCGUUGUUGGUAUAAUGCAAAUAUACGUUAAUCUAGUAUUUGUCAUAGGAACUAUAUAUGCAAAUAUAUGAGUUUUUUUGAGCAACAUUUUCGUAGGAA
Papaver somniferum (opium poppy) is the source of this 2036-nucleotide messenger RNA. RefSeq names its product la-related protein 1C-like. The record is from RefSeq and is a predicted model, not a curated record. Lineage: Eukaryota; Viridiplantae; Streptophyta; Magnoliopsida; Ranunculales; Papaveraceae. The transcript has 10 exons. Gene Ontology annotation, molecular function: RNA binding. The coding region runs from base 320 to 1768 and encodes 482 amino acids.